AACACUCUCCUUCCACUCUCUUCUCCACCCUUCUUUCACCUUUUAUAUAACUGUUUCCCCUGUAACCUUGCUCGUUGUCGUUGCAAACAUGGGCGAAGAAGUUAGGGUCACCGCUUCGCACAACCCAAACACCGUAAACGACGAUGAGAAGCUCGAAUUCGAUAUUUACCCUUUGAAUUGUUACUAUUUUGGAUCCAAAGAUCCUAUUCCCUUCAAAGACCCCACCCUCUCUCAUCGCCUUCUCAGCUAUGCUGCCCGAGGAAUGCGUACUUGUGUCCAGGCUGUUUUGCUGGUUGAAUUGUUCAAACAUCCGCAUUUGUUGUUGUUGCAAGUAAGAAAUUCCAUCUAUAGUCUCCCCGGUGGCCGAUUAAGGCCAGGUGAAUCAGAUACUGAUGGGUUGAAGCGUAAGCUGGCAAGGAAGCUUUCUGUUGAGGAAGAUGGGGAUGGGUUAGAAUGGGAGGUGGGUGAAUGCCUUGGAAUGUGGUGGAGGCCUGAUUUUGAAACGUUACUGUAUCCUUUCUUGCCACCUAAUGUAAAACAGCCCAAGGAGUGUACGAAAGUCUUCCUUGUGAAGCUGCCAGCCAGUCGAAAGUUCAUUGUGCCGAAGAACAUGAGGUUGCUUGCAGUCCCAUUGUGCCAAGUUCAUGAAAAUCACAAGACAUAUGGGCAAAUUAUAUCAGGGGUACCACAGCUUCUGUCAAAAUUCUCUUUCAACAUGAUUGAAUCUUGAUGCCUGAUUGUUUUCUAUCAUCCAGAGUGAAGUGAUCUCAUUAGGUAGCCUCUCAGUCUGCGACUAAGGCUUUGCACCUUAGCAUCCGCUCCUUAUAUGCUGCGCUGCCAGAGACUUGUAUAUAUCAUAGUAUACAUAUCAUACCUUUCUAUACGAAAAAUGACACUGUAAUGUUGAAAAUAGCAACAUAUAUUAUACUCAUGGUUAGUGUAAAAUUUUCUUCAGAGUAAUGGAGUUUGAUCAGUUCUUUCA
Messenger RNA from Cajanus cajan (pigeon pea), 982 nucleotides. RefSeq names its product homolog of CFIM-25 (gene CFIM-25). NCBI's taxonomy places the organism in Eukaryota, Viridiplantae, Streptophyta, Magnoliopsida, Fabales, Fabaceae. Gene Ontology annotation, molecular function: mRNA binding. Gene Ontology annotation, cellular component: mRNA cleavage factor complex. Gene Ontology annotation, biological process: mRNA 3'-end processing. The record is from RefSeq and is a predicted model, not a curated record.